UGGGUGGUACAUGCUUCACCAUAGUUCUCCGGUAGCUUUUUGUUAUCAAAUAGCCCGGAAUAGACUUUACCUCGAAUUAUAGUUUAAUUUAAUUGUAUUUAGUGUAGGAGCAAUAUUUAUUCAUUAAUUUCUUAAGUGAAAAGCGCAGACCAAAAUGAAAAUAUUAACGUUUAGUUUAUUAAUUAUUUUGACAAUAAGCUUAUUUGGUUUCAUCAAUGCACAGUCUACGCUAAGAGCCGUAUCUAUGCUUACUCGGCAUGGUGACCGAUCGCCAGCCGAAGAUUACCCUACAGAUCCUUAUGCUGGUUACAAAUGGCCUGGAGGUCCUGGAGCUUUAUCGCCGAAAGGGGUUCGUGAGUUAUUUCGGUCCGGACUAAUAAAGGCAAGCAGGUAUUCACCUCUAUUUGCUGAGAACUGUGGUGUAGGCUCCUGCACUCUUAGUUUGGAUAACAUUUACGUUCAAAGCAGUUCAAUUGUAAGAUGCAUUGAGAGUGCGAUAAGUUUCUUGGAUGCAUUCGUAGGUAUCGAGUGGCCUAAGGACUUGAUGAAUGUUCCACCGGCAGAAGAAGAUGAGAUUUUGGUUUACCCAGGAAAGCCUUGCCCUAAAUAUGACACCGACUUUAAUGUUGACAUAAAUUCGCCCGAAUUUGCUAAAGUGGUAGAUUUUCAAAGUGAUGAGGGACAGCAACUAAUUGCGUACAUCGAAAGUUCUACAGGGAUGGAUAUCGGAAGUGCUAUAGUGACCGUUACAGAUGCGACCCUUAUUCAACUGGCAAAUGGACUCGCCAUUCCUGCAUGGGCUGAAUCAGUUUAUGACAAAUAUCUCGUACCCUUAACUGACGUAUUCUUCGAUAUAUUUAGCAAAUCGGACAUUAUGACAAUUCGUAGUGGUCGUCUAUUGAAGGAUAUGAUAGAUAGACUUGAAGGAUUUGUUUUCGGAACUAGUGCUCAGAACAUAAUUUUCUAUUCGGCCCAUGAUUUAACCGUUUCGGGUCUGGUGCAGUUACUAGAAAUCAAGGAUCAAACUGAAGCCCGACCUUCUUAUGGAGCGAUGUUGCAUUUGGAACUUCAUGAGAACGCGGAGAUUGCAGACGAUUUAGAAGUAAAAAUCUUCUACUAUUUAUAUUACGGAGAUGACAACCCAAUCGACAUUCAAAUACCAAAUUGCGCGGCUCCUUGUCCGUUCAAUCAAUUCAAAGAAACCGUCCAGUCGAAGCUUGUAUCAAACUAUGAUGAAGUGUGCUCAGAAUAAAAAUAAGGUUUCUGCAGUU
Hermetia illucens (black soldier fly) is the source of this 1271-nucleotide messenger RNA. Its product is annotated as lysosomal acid phosphatase-like. The record is from RefSeq and is a predicted model, not a curated record. Gene Ontology annotation, molecular function: phosphatase activity. NCBI's taxonomy places the organism in Eukaryota, Metazoa, Arthropoda, Insecta, Diptera, Stratiomyidae. Bases 155 to 1252 code for a protein of 365 amino acids. Gene Ontology annotation, biological process: dephosphorylation. The transcript is spliced from 6 exons.